This is a messenger RNA of Sphenostylis stenocarpa, 2181 nucleotides long. NCBI's taxonomy places the organism in Eukaryota, Viridiplantae, Streptophyta, Magnoliopsida, Fabales, Fabaceae. The record is from the annotation of a GenBank genome assembly.
AUGGGGAGUAGGGUUAAGCAGGGGAGGAGUUUGCAGAAGAUGAUGAAGUGUCUGUGUGUGAGGGAACCGGAGAAAGGAGAAGAUGAAGCGGUUCCUUCCUUGGAAUCUCUUGCAAUCAGGGAAUUUUAUUCUUCAACAGAGAGUGGGCGUUCUGGCCUCGAUGGAGAAAUUCAGAUGAUGGGGUCUGAUUCUGGAAACAUAGACGAAACUGAAUUGUCUUUACGUGCGAGUGGCAUCUUGGACAAUGAGGAAGCUAGUGCUUUGUUAGGAAGAGAUGAAUAUCAUAAAGGGAAUAUAGAAGCUGCUUUACGUGUUUAUGAGAAAAUAAAUAUAGGCGCUGUGACUUCCAAGAUGAAAAUUUCCCUUGCCAAAAGCAGAGAACGCAGCAAAAAACAUUCCCAUUAUUAUGCUACUCCCCCAAUGUCCAUGUACAUGGCUGGAUUACUGUUGGAAGCCAUUUUCCUAAAAGCGAAAUGCAUGCAGGUUCUAGGAAGGUUUAAAGAAGCUGCCCAAACUUGUAAAGUUAUUCUCGACAUAGUUGAGUCUUCAUUACCUGAAGGCUUGUCUCAAAACUUCGGUGAUGAUGGUAAAUUGCAGGAGACUUUGAGUAAGGCAGUUGAGCUACUGCCAGAAUUGUGCAAACUUGCUGAUUCUCCCCGUGAUGUUAUUUUGUCUUACCGGCGUGCGCUCCUUCAUCAAUGGAAUCUUGAUGCAAAAACCAUAGCAAGGAUUCAGAAAGAAUUUGUUGUUUUUCUUCUAUAUAGUGGAGGGGAAGCAAUCCCCUCGAAUCUCCGUUCCCAUAUGGACAGCUCCUUUGUACCCAGAAAUAACUUAGAAGAGGCUAUACUCCUCUUGAUGAUUUUGCUGAGAAAAAUUUCUCUAAAUAAACUUGAGUGGGAUCCGUCAAUUUUGGACCACCUUUCAUUUGCUCUAUCUGUUUCAGGGGAUUUGACAGCUUUAGCCAAUCAGUGGGAAGAAUUACUCCCUGGGACUAUCAAUCGUAGAGAAAGGUACCACGCCUUAUCUCUUUGUUAUUAUGGAGUAGGUAAUGACUUGGUAGCAUUGAAUCUUCUUAGGAAAUUGUUGAGUAGAGAGGACCCAAAACAUGUUCCGUCUUUGUUAAUGGCUUCUAAGAUUUGUUGCGAGAACCCUGAUCUUGCAAAAGAGGGGGCAAGCUUAGCUCGCAAAGUGCUUGAGAGCUUGGAUGGAAGAUGUGAUCAGUUGGAAGGUCUUUCCAGUUGCUUACUUGGUGUUUCACUUUCAACACACUCAAAAUUUGCUAUUUCUAAUUCUGAGAGGGUUGAGAGACAAUCGGUAGCACUUGACUCUCUGGAAACUGCAAGCAAACUGACCGGAAUGAGUAACCCCCUUGUAAUAUACUAUUUGAGUUUAGAAUGUGCAGAGCAAAGGAAGUUGGACGCUGCACUUCACUAUGCAAAAUGCUUUAUAAACUUGGAAGCUGGGUCUAAUGUUAAAGGGUGGUUAUUGUUAGCCCUGAUAUUAUCUGCUAAAAAGCAGUUUUUGGAUGCCGAAUCUAUUCUCAACGAGGCUUUGAAUCAGACAGGAAUAUGGGAUCAAGGAGAGUUACUGCGAACGAAAGCUAAAAUAAAAAUUGCGCAGGGCCAGUUGAAGAGUGCCAUUGACACAUAUACUCAGCUUCUUGCUAUUCUCCUAGUUCAGAGAAAGACGUUUGGUUCAAGGAAGAUGCUGUAUAAGGACUACAUAGAUCAUGCUAGGAACAUGGAAAUAGAAAUAUGGCAUGAUCUUGCUUUUGUGUACAUUAGUCUGUCGCGGUGGCAUGAUGCAGAGGUGUGUCUUUCGAAAUCUAAGGCCAUCAAACUAUACUCUGCUUCUAGAUGUCAUGCACUAGGUACUAUGCACGAAGCGAAGGGCCUUCACAAAGAGGCUUCAAAAGCUUUUCGUGAUGCUUUGAAUAUUGAUCCCGGACAUGUCCCUAGCUUGAUCUCUACUGCGGUGGUUCUUAGACGGUGCAGUAAUCGAUCAAAUCCUGCUAUCAGAAGCUUUCUGAUGGAUGCAGUACGGCAUGACAGAUAUAAUGCUUCUGCAUGGUAUAAUCUUGGGAUUUUUCACAAGGACGAGGGUACAGUGCUAGAAGCUGCAGAAUGUUUUGAGACAGCCAACUUUCUUGAAGAAUCGGCUCCAGUUGAACCUUUCAGAUGA